AUGAGCACACGCGUCGCCCCGCGAAAGAAGAAGCGCAACUACGACGAGCUCAAGUACCUUCGGGCGACAUGCGCCGCGCUCGAGGCCGAGGUUAAGCGGCUUUAUGCCAAGGCUGCGCCCUGCGAGAGCGAUUUAGGCUGGGAAGCUAUCGCGCGCCGCCAAGCCAGCGAGAGCCACUCUGCGCUGCAAGAAAACAGUCGGCUCAAAGCGACAGUCGAGACGCAGCUCCAGCUCGCACGGUCUCUCGAACAGCUCCUCCUCCAGCACGGACCGGCCACGGCCGAGCCCGACGCGUGGUACGACGAAGCGCAGCUGCCCGUUCGCAUCUUUGAGCGGGCCGCCGCGAUGCACCGCCGACUCGACGACGCCUUUUCUCGCCUCGAAGCCACGCUCAUUCGGCACAACAUUUUGGACAUACGCACUGGCUCGUUCGCUUAUGUGACGGUCGGUGACGAGCCACACGAUGUCCUUUCUCUCACGAGCACCCGCGUCGCGGCGUGGACCGAGCCGAUGGCGUCCGUCGCGGACCGCGUCUGGCGUGUGCUCACCACUGACCUCGUGACACCUGAAAUCACAUUACAGCGUCUUGAGACGGUCGACGCCAAUACGAUCUACUACCACUUCCACGUCGCCUCGGAGGGCCUGCCGCUGUUUCGCUGCAACUACGGUCUCAAGCGCUAUCUCCAGCCGCACGCAACGACGUUUGUGAUUCGCUCGAUGGGCUACGACCCUGUCCACCCGCCCUCGCCGUGCACGUGGACCUCGGACGACACGAUCCUUAUUCAUCUCGGCCACGGGCUGACGCCAGCAGACACCGUUGUCCGGCACGUGUUGGCGCUCCGAAUCCCGUACGUGGACGUCCUUACCAGUGAGAGCGUGCUCGAGAGCGAGCUCACAAUGUCCGAGCUCCUCCUCGGCUCGUUUGCGCGCACCAACUGCCUCAUGGAGGUGCUACUGGGCUACCAGGACCCGCGAGCAUAACACUACAAUGUA
Molecule: messenger RNA, 993 nt
Organism: Saprolegnia parasitica CBS 223.65
Lineage: Eukaryota; Oomycota; Saprolegniomycetes; Saprolegniales; Saprolegniaceae
Exons: 4
Coding region: 1-981 (326 amino acids)
Source: RefSeq, a predicted model, not a curated record